Messenger RNA from Saccharomycopsis crataegensis, 1380 nucleotides. It is a transcript of the gene TIP41, whose product is annotated as Tip41p. The transcript has a single exon. Gene Ontology annotation, cellular component: cytosol. Lineage: Eukaryota; Fungi; Ascomycota; Saccharomycetes; Ascoideales; Saccharomycopsidaceae. Bases 1 to 1380 code for a protein of 459 amino acids. Gene Ontology annotation, biological process: TOR signaling. The record is from RefSeq and is a predicted model, not a curated record.
AUGGAAAACGAUAAUAUAAAAGGGAAAAAGGUUACAGGUGCCACUGAAAAAACUGCAUUUGUUGCUCCUUCCAAUCCCUCCUCGGCUGUCGCUCCUCCAUCACCAUCUUCUUCUUCUUCUUCUUUUUCUACAUUUUUAACCCCGUCUGCUUCCGGAAUCAAUGCUGUGCAAAUCAAUAAUGCCCGGGAAAUGUUUUUAAUGUCAACCCGGUCAAGAAACAAUCCUGCUGCCAUUAGAGGAUCAAAGACCAAGAUAAGUCUGUCCAGUCCAUCGGCAACAACGGCAACAUCAGAAAUCAAUGAAACUGUGUUCCAAACUAGUUUACCUUCAUCGAUGAUGACCACAUCGCCAUUCACCAAUCCCAACAUCAGUGUCCCUGCAAAAUCACAUGAGGGUGGAUGUAAGAACCCCCAGUGUACUUGUUGUGGAUCAGUGAUAAUUCCUUCCCCUGCUUCAUCGUUACCGGUCAAGGAUUCCCCCUCGAUCUCAAUAAACGAUUGGGAAAUUUUCACUACGAGAAAACCGAUUUUGAACGCCGAAGAAAUUGACCAUUACGAGGAGAAAUUGAACUUGCCAUUGCCAGAAAUGAUCUUUGGGAAAAAUGAAGUCAGAGUGAAAAAUACUAAACAUAAUUGGGAGAUUGUUUUCAAUUCCAUUGAUUCUCUUGAUACGGUAUUGAAAAUCGGUUGCGAUCCCAAUAAAUUAUUAAAAGUGGCACAUUCAAAGGAUUGGUUUAGUCAUAAACAGAAAAAGGCAUCUGGAGGAUCGUCUCCCUCAACAUCUUCAACAUCUUCGUCACUAGGCUCAACAUCAAACAAUAAUAACGCUAGCAUUCAGCUUUCUUCGGAUAUGUACGACACCGAAGUACCUACCGAUUCACUCAAUGAACAUGUCACCAAGAUGAUCAAGCCUUAUGAUUGGACAUACACCCCACACUAUAAAGGUACCCCUUCCCCAUCAAACUCCCAUAAAUUCACUAGAUCGCAAAACCAAAUCCCUAUCAAAAAACUCAAACGCCCCGACCCCAUUUUAUUCUUUGAUGACGUGGUGCUUUACGAAGAUGAAUUGGCAGAUAAUGGGAUUGCUGUGAUGCAAUGUAAAAUCAGAGUGAUGGAAAAAAGAUUGCUUUUGUUGUGUCGAUUCUUCUUGCGAAUUGACGACGUGAUUUUCAGAAUCAAAGAUGUACGACUAUUUGUUGAGUUCGAAGAGAACUUGGUGAUCCGUGAUAUCAAGGAGCAAGAAGAUACUUAUCGAAAUGUUUAUAACAAGGUGUUGAGAUUAGGUGGCGGAGGAGAUCCUAGAUUUUAUUUGAGAGAUAGCAAUUGGGUUAGCAAUCAUUUGACCACCGUGUAUCAUGAAGUUGAAGAGAUUAAAUUCUAG